AUGGACGACUCACCCACCCAGAGCAGCGCUGCAUCAAUCAGCGGCAGGUCAACUCGCAGCGCGCAAAGCAGUUUCAUUGAAGAAAUCAAACAUGAGAUCAUGGUCAAUCAUCUCUAUCAACAGCAAUGCUCCCACCUUUGGGUCAGCGAUGGCUGCGGACAAUGUGAAGGAGUCUUAGUACGAAAGUCCAGGGGCCAUUACCUCGCGUGUCCGCAGGAACUUCUAGAUUCCCACUUUGCGCAAGUGUGCGCUCAACUAAAUGUACAGGUGGCCAUGACCGUCAACUCAAGAGUCAUCAAAACUUUCCUCGCCUGGGCCCCUGAUGCAACUGACGUGCCUCUGAUGAAUGGCCUUCGAGUCCAAAUCUUGCCCACAAUUGGCCACCUUACUCGGGCCCGGAAACACCAGUUUGCUGCCUUCAUCGCAUCUGAAUCCCUGCUGGUGGUGUGGGAUGAUGAUCCGUCCAACGUCGUGAAAAGAGCAACUACCAUUGAGGCACAACUGAUGGAGCUGGUCUGGCACAGCGGCGAGGCUGGGGAUGACGAUAAUACCUACAACGAGAAAGACGGCGGUGCCCAGGGUACGAUCGAUACCGAGUCUGGGGCAGCGCCAGAUUUACGGCCUACCAACUUGAUGAACACCGUCCUCGUCGCGUUCACCUUGGUUAUCGUCGUUGUGUUGCUUGGUCUAGCCUGCCGCUCCUUGGCCACGGAAAUUGCUGUCGACGGCUCUUGUCUCCGGCUGGCUUUUCUCUCUUUGGUACCAGUGCAAAUAUUUUUCACACUGUUCUUCGCCCAAGUCAUCGUCGGCUGCAUUGCACAAUGCAUUGGCCCAGUGCGGCAGAUGCAGCUCAACUCGAAAUACUUCUCGGCCAAAUGCUCGCCUCGCCUGCGGACGACAGAGCUGCCGCAUGUGACCGUUCAAUGCCCCGUGUACAAAGAGGGGCUUGCCUCUGUCAUCGCCCCCACGGUCAAAUCAAUCAAACAAGCCAUUUCGACUUACGAGUUACAGGGUGGCACGGCCAACAUGUUGAUCAACGAUGAUGGGCUGCAGAUCAUUGACGAAGAAGAGCGAAAAGCGCGCAUCGAGUUCUACCACGAUCACAGCAUUGGUUGGACUGCCCGGCCCAAGCAUAAUAGUGAUGGUUUCGUGCGUCGUGGGAAGUUCAAAAAGGCUUCCAACAUGAACUACGGCCUCAUGCUGUCCUGCAAGGUCGAAGACAAACUCCAACGGUAUCAUCGCGCGUCGGCCUGGACUCAGAAUGAUGAAUCAGACGCGUACGAUACAUGCUUGCAAGAAGUCCUGACGGACAAUCCGCGUGCGUGGGCUGACGGCAACAUCCGGAUCGGCGACUAUAUCUUGCUCAUCGACAGCGACACACGCGUGCCCGCGGACUGUCUUCUCGAUGCCGUGAGCGAAAUGGAACAGUCGCCCGACGUGGGCAUCAUGCAAUUUGCCUCGGGCGUGAUGCAGGUGGUACACACCUUCUUCGAGAACGGCAUCACAUUUUUCACCAACCUGAUCUACACGGCGAUCGAGUACACUGUCGCCAACGGUGACGUCGCCCCGUUCGUCGGCCACAACGCCAUCCUGCGCUGGAGCGCCAUCCAGCAGGUCUCGUAUACCGACGAAGAUGGGUACGAGAAGUUCUGGUCCGAGUCCCACGUCAGCGAGGACUUCGACAUGUCACUCCGGCUGCAGUGCGACGGGUACAUCAUCCGUCUUGCAUCCUGGGCACACGGCGGCUUCAAAGAAGGCGUCAGCUUGACCGUGUACGACGAGCUGGCCCGGUGGGAGAAAUACGCCUACGGCUGCAACGAGCUGCUGUUCCACCCAAUGCGAAAAUGGAUCUACAGGGGCCCCUUUACCGAGUUGUUUCGACGGUUUCUAUUCUCCAACAUCCGCUUCACCUCCAAGAUCACCAUCAUCAGUUACAUCGGCACGUACUACGCGAUUGGCGCGGCCUGGAUCAUGACGCUCGCCAACUAUUUCGCCAUCGGUUGGUUCAACGGGUACCUCGACAAAUACUACAUUGACAGCUGGAAAGUGUGGUUCAGCAUUGUCAUCGUCUUCAACGGCCUCGGCAACAUCGCCCUCGCCAUCAUGCGCUACCGCAUCGGCCAGAAAUCCUUUGUGCCGGCGUUGCUCGAGAACUUCAAGUGGAUCCUGAUGCUGUCGAUUUUCUUGGGCGGCUUGUCCCUGCACGUGUCUCAGGCCUUGCUCGCCCACAUGUUCGAGAUCGAUAUGAGCUGGGGUGCCACGAGUAAGGAAGCCGAAUUCUCCAACUUCUUCAUCGAGGUGCCCAAGGUCAUCCGCAAGUUCAAGUUCAGCAUCGCCUUUGCCAUUGUCGGCAUCGGCGCCAUGAUUGUCCUGGCCACCAACCCUGGCGGCUUCAUUCCUUAUGACUGGCUCAUCAAGGACUUCAUUGCCAUUCUACCCAUGAGCACCGUCACAUCCAGCCACUUGCUGUUGCCGAUUGUCUUGAAUCCGGCUCUGAUGACUUUCUCAUGGUGA
Messenger RNA from Capronia epimyces CBS 606.96, 2514 nucleotides. RefSeq lists its product as uncharacterized. The record is from RefSeq and is a predicted model, not a curated record. The coding region runs from base 1 to 2514 and encodes 837 amino acids. The transcript has 3 exons. Lineage: Eukaryota; Fungi; Ascomycota; Eurotiomycetes; Chaetothyriales; Herpotrichiellaceae.